AUGGGGCGCAUGUACGGCAACGGCAAGGGCAUGAGCGCCCCCGCCCCCCCCUUCCGCAGAAGGCCCCCCAGCUGGCUGCGGGUGAAGCCCCAGGAGGUGGAGGACCACAUAGUGAAGUUGGCGAGGAAGGGGCAAACUCCCUCUCAGAUCGGCGUCACCCUCAGAGACCAAUUUGGAAUUCCCCAAGUCAAAAGUGUCACUGGCAGCAAAAUCCUGCGCAUCCUCAAGAAGCAAGGUAAACCCUAA
Molecule: messenger RNA, 246 nt
Organism: Eimeria tenella
Lineage: Eukaryota; Apicomplexa; Conoidasida; Eucoccidiorida; Eimeriidae
Product: 40S ribosomal protein S13, putative
Exons: 2
Coding region: 1-246 (81 amino acids)
Biological process (GO): translation
Cellular component (GO): nucleolus; ribosome; cytosolic small ribosomal subunit
Molecular function (GO): structural constituent of ribosome; small ribosomal subunit rRNA binding
Source: RefSeq, a predicted model, not a curated record